Molecule: messenger RNA, 3135 nt
Organism: Lobosporangium transversale
Lineage: Eukaryota; Fungi; Mortierellomycota; Mortierellomycetes; Mortierellales; Mortierellaceae
Product: prolyl oligopeptidase
Exons: 4
Coding region: 1-3135 (1044 amino acids)
Biological process (GO): proteolysis
Molecular function (GO): serine-type endopeptidase activity
Source: RefSeq, a predicted model, not a curated record
AUGCCCUCUAACAGAAGGUUCCGCAACAAAUUACCGCCUUUGGAAGAAAUGGAUCUUUUUAUUUCGCAGUCUGCAAACAACUUGGCAUCACUUCUGCCGGAUAUGACAGAGAAUAUUCGACAAUUGAUUUCCCGUUACCCAGAAGUCUAUUUGGCAGUUUGGGAGAGGCUGAGACCUAUCCUGGAAGAGGCAGAGACACGCGACAAACUGCAUGGAAGAAAUCUUGAAUUACCUUCUCCACCUAUCUGUGCAGUCAAGCCAGAGGCAUAUACCAAUGUCCAUGGUGAAAUAAUAGUCGACAAUUAUAACUGGCUGAAGGAGCGCGACAAUCCAGAUGUGCUCAAGUAUAUUGACGAGGAAAACCAAUAUGCAAUUGCGGCCCUUAGCCAUACAGAGCCUCUUCAAAAGCUCCUGUAUAAUGAGUUUGUCUCCCGACUAGAUGCGAAUAAAGAAUCUGCUAGGGUAGUGCUUCCGGACAGAUGGAGUUAUUACUCCAAAUCUCAAGUAGGCCUUGAGUACAGACUCCAUUGCCGCUCCAUCCUCAGUCCGACUCUUGGUUAUGAAGAGGAACAAGUGUAUCUGGACGAGAAUGAGAUUGCACAAAGCCCCGAGUUUAAGGAUUCAACCUAUUUCCGUGUGGGUUUCCUUCGCCAUUCACCUGAUUGUCGCAUCUUAGCCUACGGAGUUGACUCGACGGGUCAGGAACAAUUCACAACGUUCUUCAAGGAUGUUGAGACUGGAGAGCUCUUGAAUGACAGGCUUACAAAUAUAUAUGAAAACCUCGAAUUUUCAUCCUGUGGCCGAUUUGUCUAUUAUUUGACUUUGGUUCCGGAGACAGAGCGCGCGUAUCGCCUCUAUCGGCACAUACUGGGCACCUCAGUUAAUCAGGAUCAAUUGCUCUAUGAGGAAAAAGACGAGAUGUUUUGUCUUACCAUGACCAAGUCCGGUGACGGCAAGUUUAUUAUGAUCAAUUCUGCAGCUCAGGUGACGAGCGAAACAUUGUUUCUUCAUGCAGAUGCUACAGAAGAUGUGCGACAACUUCGUGUGAUAAUGCCACGUAAGGAAGGUAUCACAUAUUCUGCAGAGUCUCAUAGUGGCAAGUACUUCUUUGUCCUCACAAAUGAAAACUCUAAAAACAAUUGGUUGUUCAGGACCCCAGCGCCUAAGUGCGAUUCACCUGCGGAGAUGGAUUUGAUGUCGUUACGGGAAACGGUGAUUCCGCAUCGAGAUUUCGUAUUGAUUGAAGAUUUUCAGGUCCGGAGAAGGCAUCUCGUAGUGUUUGAACGAUCCAACUGUCACCAAAAUGUGCGUGUGAUUGAACUGGCUACCCCAAAAGGAGUUGAUGGUUGUGAAAGCAGGCCAGAGGCGCCACCUUGUUCCAUUGGCCUAGAACCAGGGCCGUUCGACAAAUAUCACUAUAUAUCUUUUUCAGAAAUCGUGUAUUCUCUUUUACCAGAGUCUAUCAAUGAGGAGGUGUCUAAUCUUAGCAAGAUGACUUUGUUUGAUACAAACGUACUUCGGUUCACGUACUCCAGUCUAGUCCAACCGCGGCAAGUGAUUGAUUACAACAUGGAUACUCAAGAAUCAGUUAUGGUGCAUACAGAGCAAAUCGCAGGGUCUCCUGUUUAUGAUCCUAACCGCUAUGAACAGCUUCGCUUGCAUUCCACAGGCAUUGAUGGUACGGCUGUACCCAUGUCGAUCGUGUUUAGGCGAGACUUGAUAGACCUAGGUGGUAAAGGCUGGGAUGCGAAUCCGUGCCUACUAUACACUUAUGGUGCCUAUGGUAGUUGCACUGAUCCUGUAUUCUCCACGCAGAGAUUAAGUCUGUUGGAUCGUGGAUUUAUAUAUGCAAUUGCUCAUGUUAGAGGAGGAAGUGAUAUGGGCAUGGGUUGGUACGAAGAAGGUAAAUUGGCUAAGAAACCAAACACAUUUUUGGACGUUAUCAGUUGUGCGGAGUACUUGAUCAAGGAAGGGUAUACCUCCCCUGAAAAGCUGGCCCUGUACGGACGUUCUGCUGGCGGGCUGAUGGUUGGUGCUGUAGUCAACAUGCGGCCGGACCUUUUCAAGACUGUACUCACAGAAGUACCUUUUGUGGAUGCUUUAAAUACUAUGCUGGACUCUUCAAUUCCAUGGACAGCAUUUGAAUGGGAGGAGUGGGGAAACCCAGAAGACCCAGAGAUCUACAGGAUUAUGAAGCAUUAUUGCCCAUAUACCAAUGUUCAUCCACAGAAAUACCCCAAUAUGCUGAUCCUCGGUGGCAUGAAUGACCCUCGUGUUGCAUACUUUGAGCCGCUCAAAUGGGCAGCCAAGCUGAGAUCUUGCUGGCCAUCAAAGAGUACAUCCUUACCUGCAAGGCAACUAGGUGAGGACGGGGAGAGGGCUCCAGGGCUAGACCCAGAACAAAGCGAUGAUCGCAUGCUGUUAUUGAGAAUUGGAGAAGUUGGACAUGCUGGAUCUUCAGGACAGUAUUCAUACCUGGAGGAUUUGGCAUUUGAAUAUGCGUUCUUGAUUUCGACGCUUCAAGCGCCCGUGUUCAGAAUUGGCAAAGAUGAUUCCAAUGGUGCUGAUAGGAGAACUAGGGUAAUGACGCCAUCAGCGGUCCGUAAGAAGAAAGGCGUUAUUACAAACGAGCUUAUGGUCGAGUUGGAGAAUACUCACCCAAAUGGUACUGAGGUUGGUAUUGAGUGUGAUGGACGACAGCCAUUCCUCACGAUGUCAGGCUCGCAUUCAAGGCUUGCAUCCACGGCUACUAGAGACACAGGGUCAGGGGUGGGCAAUGGUAUAGAUGCUGAUGGUUCAGCUUUAGGUGGUGCGGCCUCAGGAGGCAGUAAUGAAUUGUAUCAUCGACAACCCAGCCUUGGAUUGCCAUUAUCCCUGAGAACUGUGCCAGAGCCCAGGAGAGAGCAGCAACAACCUCACCGGUCACUCUCAUCAGAACCGCCACAGAAAAACAGGUCGCGAUUCGAUGAACUCAAAACAGGCGAAGGCUCAGCUGUGAACCAGAAUCGAAGACGCUCAACAACACUUUUGGAAUUUUCAGAGAAAGCAACGAAGCAGAAUGGUAAACCUGGGCCCGCAUCACAAGGGCCGAGAGCACAAAGUCGGCUGGCUGAAUGGAUCGCCAACUUCUUCUAA